AUGGACUUCUACUCGCUGAACUUGGCCAUUUUCGUGGUGGGCAACGGAUACUUGUUGUACCGUCAAUACAAGCGCCAACAGGAUGAGGUUGUCGAGGAGUUGAAGCAGGAGGCUGCCGACGCCGACUACGGCUCGGAUGGCGAGGCCGAACAACAGAACUCUCUCCUGGCCUACGACGCCCAAGCUGCCGCCCGCAAAUUCCAGCUGGACUAUUUCCCCGUCUAUGCUCUGGCGAUGGCGGCGGAUUGGUUGCAGGGCCCUCACAUCUACGCCAUCUACAAGUACGAGAAGAACAUCCCCGAGAAGAUCGUCGCCGCACUCUACGCCGCAGGCUUCGUCUCCGGUGCCAUCUCCGCCUCGUUUGCGGGCGAGCUCGCCGAUCGACAUGGACGCCGCCUCGCCUGCAUUAUCUACUUCGUCACCUACAUCCUGACAUGCCUGACGAUGCUGUCCGAUAACCUCUUCAUCCUCUUCGUCGGUCGAUUCUGCGGUGGCAUCUCAACCACCCUGCUCUACAGCGUCUUCGAGGCAUGGCUGAUCACCGAAUACCACCAACGAGGCAUGUCGCGGACGAGCCUCAAGCUGGGCGCCAUUUUUGGCAACAUGACCACCAUCAGCUCUAUCGUCGCCAUUCUGUCCGGCAUAUUCGGCGAUAUCUUGGUCAACUGGUUGGGUGGCCGUGUGUGGCCCUUCAUGGCAAGCGCUGGGUGCUCCGUGUUGGCCGUGAUGCUGAUCAUGAAGUCGUGGCGGGAGAACUACGGAGGCCAACAGGGAAGCCGGUCAACGACCUCCGUGGCUGAUGUCAAGAAAGGAAUCCAGGCCAUCGUGUCAGACAGGCGCGUGCUGUCCCUGGGUCUCACCUUGACCUUCUUCGAGGGCGCCAUGUACCUCUUUGUUUUCUUCUGGUCUGCUGCAUUGAAGAGCGCGAGGACAAAGGCGGGGUCGGACGAGGAGCUGCCAUUUGGCCUCAUCUUCUCGAGCUUCAUGUGCUCCAUGAUGGCUGGGUCUGCGUUCUUCUCCCUCUACACCAAAACACACACCAAGGAAACGACGUCCAACAUCUUGAUGGCGGUUGUCCUCGUGGUCAGCGGGUGUUUAUCCGGUGCCGUUCUGCUGGAGCAUGAGCAGUUACUCUUCUGGGCACUUUGCAUGAUCGAGGCAUGCAUCGGUGCCUAUUUCCCCAGCAUGUCGUUCUUGAAGAGCGAGGUUGUCGAGGAUAGCACCAGAGGGCGUGUUUACAGUCUGCUGAGAUUGCCGCUCAAUGUCUUUGUCGUCGUGGCCCACAGCCUGGACGAGGAGGGCGAUGAUCACCGGAAUGCUGUCUUCAUCACCUGCGCGGCACUCUUGAUGGUGUCUUUCUUCAUUGUUAAGAGGAGCUUCACUAGCUCUUAA
Colletotrichum karsti is the source of this 1392-nucleotide messenger RNA. Its product is annotated as major facilitator superfamily transporter. Gene Ontology annotation, biological process: molybdate ion transport. NCBI's taxonomy places the organism in Eukaryota, Fungi, Ascomycota, Sordariomycetes, Glomerellales, Glomerellaceae. Gene Ontology annotation, cellular component: membrane. The transcript has 3 exons. Gene Ontology annotation, molecular function: molybdate ion transmembrane transporter activity. The record is from RefSeq and is a predicted model, not a curated record. Bases 1 to 1392 code for a protein of 463 amino acids.